Entrophospora candida is the source of this 1305-nucleotide messenger RNA. The record is from the annotation of a GenBank genome assembly. Lineage: Eukaryota; Fungi; Glomeromycota; Glomeromycetes; Entrophosporales; Entrophosporaceae.
AUGUCAACUCGUGAAAUUGAUCAAAAUAUUUCUUCUGCCUCUACUACCUCAGUCACUUUUGAUACUGCUACUACUGAUACUAGCAAUAGUACUAUUAAGAGUAGAGGGAGAAAAAAAAAAGUAACUAAUACCAAUACUAAUGAAGAUAAUAAAGAAAUACAACAAAAUUUGAGAAGAAGUAGUCGAAUUAAAUCUAAACAAAAUAUUGAAAAAGUUGAUAACACUGUGAUCAGCAGCGGCACUGAUAGUACCGCCAAAGCUAAAACUGAUGAUAUUGAUCCUGCUAGUAUUGCUACUAUUUCUACUGAUAAUAAUGAUAAAGUCAUUGAUUUGGAAAAAUUCAAUAAUAAUAUUACUACUAUUAACACUGCCUCCAGUAAUACUAUCAUUGCAGAGGAAGAAGUCAGAAAACCUACCAAUAAAAGAAAAAAAAGUGACAAAUCUGAUGAAUCUACAAAGAAGAAAACCAAGAAGCAAGAUGAAAAACAAAUUGCUGCUACUAGUUCUUCGUCCUCAAGUGCUAACAAUAAUGCAGCUCAGACUGAUGAAAAGAAAAGAGCACGUCUAAAUGAAAAGAAAGAUAAAGAACCCGAAGAAAAGCGUCUUGCAAAGUUUCGUCCUAGUUGUUCAAUGAAAGUAAAAGAACGUAUUGAACGUGCAAUGUCACAAAGAAUGUUUUUGGUUGAUAGAUCCGAAGUUAAUGAAUUACAUCAUGAGUUUGUAGUAUUAGGAUCAGUUGGAAACGUCUAUAAUAUUGAGAUUUCAACUCUUCCCAAAUGUAAUUGUCCUGAUUUUGCUGUAAACGGGAAUUUUUGUAAACAUAUCUUAUUUGUGUAUUUGAAGGUCCUUAGAGUCAAUCCUGAUAGCAAUUACAUCUAUCAAAAAGCAUUAUUGACUAGCGAACUUAGACAAAUUUUCCAAAAUGCUGCACCAAAUCCAACUGUAUUGGCAAGUCAAAAAGUUCGUGAUCAAUAUGCAAAGAUUAUUGGUGGUGUUGAUUCUAGCAGUGAUGAUGCUAGCAUUGGUAAAAGACCUCGUCAACCAAUUGAGGGUGAUUGUCCCAUCUGUUAUGAGACAUUGUUGGAAACUGAAAAACUCGUUUGGUGUAAGGAUUCUUGUGGAAAUAAUGUUCAUGAGGUUUGUUUCAACCAAUGGAAAUCUUCAAAGCAUAGCAGUGGUAAUGAGAUUACUUGUGUUUAUUGUCGUAAUAAAUGGGAAGAUGAGAGCAAAAUAAUUUCUUCAAGUAAUGAUGGAUAUAUUAAUUUGGGUGAAGCACAAGGAAUUUCUGGUGUAAGAGGUAAAUAA